Messenger RNA from Cryptomeria japonica (Japanese cedar), 1755 nucleotides. RefSeq names its product AAA-ATPase ASD, mitochondrial. NCBI's taxonomy places the organism in Eukaryota, Viridiplantae, Streptophyta, Pinopsida, Cupressales, Cupressaceae. The record is from RefSeq and is a predicted model, not a curated record. The transcript has a single exon. Gene Ontology annotation, molecular function: ATP binding; ATP hydrolysis activity. The coding region runs from base 63 to 1568 and encodes 501 amino acids.
ACACUCGUAUCUUCUAUGACUCAUUUAAUCACCUUUCCCCUUUCUAUAAAGCUUGUAUUGCUAUGAGCUCUGCUCUCAACCCAACGCAAUCCCACAAUAUGGCAAUGGAGAUGUGGUCCAAUGUCGGCACGCUCACGGCAGCCAUUUUUUUCUUGGGAACAAUGGCCAGGGAGUACCUCCCUCCCGAACUCUUGGAAUAUUUCGGAGCGCUACUCAGAAGGCUCUCACGAAUUCUCUCUUUCUACAUCACUCUCGUGAUUGAGGAGAACGAAGGCAUCAAGGUCAGCCAUGUUUACGAAUCGGUGCAGAUUUAUCUGAGCACCAGAUCAUCUUCCGACGCCACCAGAUUGAAGCUCAGCAGGCCCAAAAAUGCCAAGGCAUUUACAUACACCAUGGACAAAAGCCAACAAAUCAUGGACGAGUUUCACGGUGUCCAAGCCUGGUGGACUUUCCGUAGCAGAGAGUUAAAGCAGCCUGUCUUCUCCUGGUAUGAUGUCUCUGAUGAAAAGCGCCAGUUCGAGCUCACAUUCCACAAGAAAGACAAAGCCAAGAUAUUUGAAUCCUAUCUGCCGCAUGUAAUUGCAGAGGCCAAGAUCAUGGAGCUGAGGAAUCGGCACCGGAAGAUUUACACCAACAAAGGUGGUAAGUCGCACUUCUACGAGGAAAGAAACCGCGUUUGGACGCCGGUGGUUUUCGAGCACCCUGCGACGUUCGAAACCGUGGCUCUUGACCCCGAGGUAAAGGAAGACAUAAUGGAGGACCUCACAAAGUUUUCUCAGAGGGAAAAGUAUUAUAAGAAGGUCGGCCGUGCCUGGAAACGGGGGUAUUUGCUCUACGGCCCGCCCGGCACCGGAAAAUCGAGUAUGAUCGCUGCUAUUGCGAAUUUUCUCGAGUACGACAUUUAUGAUCUAGAGCUAACUGGGGUUAAGAGCAACACUGAGCUGAGGAAGCUUUUGAUCGGGACUACGAAUAAGUCUGUUAUUGUGAUUGAGGACAUCGACUGCUCGCUGGAUCUGACGGAUCGGAAAAAGAAGGUGAAGAAAGAGAGCAAGGAAGAGCAAAACCCUGCGAAAGAUGAGAAAGAAAGUGAAGAAAGUCAGGUGACUCUGUCCGGGGUUUUGAAUUUCACAGAUGGCUUGUGGUCCUGUUGCGGCAGCGAAAGAAUUAUUAUUUUUACGACAAAUCAUGUUGAUAGGCUGGACCCUGCGCUUCUUCGGUCGGGGCGCAUGGAUAAGCACAUUUAUUUGUCUUUCUGUACUUUUCCUGCGUUUAAAGUUCUCUCUCGAAAUUAUCUUGGUGUUAAAGAUCAUCAUUUGUUUGACCAAAUUGAGGUGUUGAUGAAAGAAGCGCAGAUGACGCCGGCAGAUGUGACAGAGCAAUUGAUGAGGUUGAGUGACGAUCCAACUGCUGCACUGGAAAAGCUGAUUCAGGCUCUGCACCAGGCUAUGGAAAAGGCUGCCGUGAAAAAUGAAAUUCGGCCGGAGACUGAAAGUGUAUUAGACGACAAUAUAGCUGCAGAGGAAUCUCCUCCGGUGGCUGCUAUAAGUAAAGAUUCUAGUUCAAAUUGAAAAAUUUCAGAAGAGUAGGAAUGUAUAAAUAUCGUAUGUUUUCGUUUCUUAAGAUGUACUAGUCUGUGCUUGGUUAUUCUCGUCGAUGAUAUGGAAAACUCCCACCAUGAAAAAUAAUUUGUAAUAUGUUUUUAGGAUAAAGUCCCUAUUUAUGCAGCUUAAUAAUUAAACUGUGUUUUUCUGAUUA